This is a messenger RNA of Ipomoea nil (Japanese morning glory), 790 nucleotides long. RefSeq lists its product as uncharacterized. The coding region runs from base 182 to 790 and encodes 202 amino acids. Lineage: Eukaryota; Viridiplantae; Streptophyta; Magnoliopsida; Solanales; Convolvulaceae. The transcript has 2 exons. The record is from RefSeq and is a predicted model, not a curated record.
CUUGUGUAUUUAUUACAGGUAAGUGUUCUUUCAAGCUGGAGAUUAUUUGCAUACUUUGUUAGUAUUGGUUGCUAGUAUUGUGUCAGAUGGCCCUCUAAAUCAUUGGGGUAAAAGCGAUUGUGAUUAUAUACUUGGCAUCUAUAUAGAUUGCCACAAUUGCUUUGAGGUUUGUUGGAUUUUAAUGGUUGUUACCUCUGAAGAACCAACUGGAGAAAGCCUGACUUAUACAUCCCCUUUACUCAUAGAGCGAACAGAAAAUUGUCAAAGCAAUGAACACGUUAUUAAUAUAGAACAAGGUGGUGAUCCUUCAUCUUCAGACUCGUCUGAUUCUGAAUCUCCUCGUGGCUUGAGUUCAUCUCGGCACGAUGAUAGACCAUCUGCGAGAAAUUCACCAUCUACUUCAUCAAACGGAUCAAAUUCUCAAAGUCCUUCAGUUGCAAGGAGAGGUGAAGGAUUUGGUCGUCAUUGGAGCCCAUUCAAUACCGUGCUCUGGAUUUCCAUUGAGCUAGUAUUCACUUUAGGGCAAAUUACUGCAGUUGUCGUUGUUUUAUCUGUAUCAGGACAAGAAAACCCGCAAACUCCAUUAUUUGCUUGGGUUUCGGGUUAUGCACUUCGAUGUGCUGCAAGUCUUCAUCUCCUAUAUUGGCGCUAUCUUCAUGGCAAUCAGGCCGCUGAGAGGAGGUCAGCUCAAUUUCGACAAGGUUCACGUCGAGUUAAUUCCUCCUUCGAUCCUAAUUCUUACAUAACCUUCUCCUUAACCCGGUCCUCAGAGGAUGAAGUGGAGAAUUGA